GAUACUGAUGAUGAAAAAACAGCGCAUUAUCAAAAAAUGUCGACAUCAAUGGCAAGUUCCAGUAGCAUCGCCUCGAAUCCUUCCCUCUACGACAUGCUCGCGAUGUAUUGUGGCAAAUGUAAAGAGCAUGUUGAGGCCACAAAACAACUUGUGCUGUAUCGCUUGCCGCCGAUCUUGAUCAUUCAGCUGAAACGUUUCAUCUAUACAACAUCCGUCCUAACAGUUCAUCGUCGUUCAAAAGAUGAUCGAUCAGAGACAAAGUACGACUUAACUGGUGUGGUGUGUCAUUCGGGAAGUAGCUAUUUUGGUCACUACAUAUCAAUGGGACGAUUGCAAAGUAUCGAUGGCAAAACCACUGAACUUGACUGGCGUACAUUUGAUGAUUCGAUAGUGUCAAGAACA
This is a messenger RNA of Gongylonema pulchrum, 402 nucleotides long. The record is from the annotation of a GenBank genome assembly. NCBI's taxonomy places the organism in Eukaryota, Metazoa, Nematoda, Chromadorea, Rhabditida, Gongylonematidae.